Molecule: messenger RNA, 1026 nt
Organism: Parascedosporium putredinis
Lineage: Eukaryota; Fungi; Ascomycota; Sordariomycetes; Microascales; Microascaceae
Source: the annotation of a GenBank genome assembly
AUGUCGAACCUUCCUCCCGUAUACAUCGUUUCCGUUGCCAGAACACCUAUCGGGUCGUUCCUAGGCUCUCUGUCAAGCCUUUCCGCUAUUCAAUUGGGUGCUCAUGCCAUCAAGGGUGCCGUUGAGCGCGUGCCUCAGAUCAAGCCCGAGGAUGUCGAGGAGGUUUUCUUCGGCAAUGUCCUCUCCGCCAACCUAGGACAGGCCCCGGCUAGGCAAUGCGCCCUCGGCGCCGGCCUUUCCAACACCGUCCCCUGCACCACCGUCGGAAAGGUCUGCGCCUCCGGUCUCAAGGCCAUCAUCAUUGGCGCCCAGACCAUCAUGACCGGCAACGCCUCCAUCGUCGUCGCCGGCGGUACCGAAUCCAUGUCCAACACCCCCACUACCUCCCCGUCCUCCGAAACGGACGGUCUCACCGACGCUUUCAAGAAGGAGCACAUGGGUAUCCAGGGCGAGCUCUGCUCCCAGGAACACGGUGUCUCCCGCGAGGAGCAGGACGAAUACGCCAUUAAGUCCUACCAGAAGGCCCAGGCCGCCACCGAGGCCGGCGUCUUCUCCUCUGAGAUCUACCCCAUCGAGAACCUUAACGUAGACAAGCUCAAGGCCAUGCGUCCCGCCUUCAAGCCCAACGGCGGCACCAUCACCGCCCCCAACGCUGCUCCUAUCAACGACGGCGCUGCCGCCGUCGUCCUCAUGUCCGAGGCCAAGGUCAAGGAGCUCGGCGUUCAGCCCAUCGCCAAGAUCCUUGGCUGGGGCGACGCUGCCCAGGAGCCCGAGCGCUUCACCACCGCCCCCGCCCUCGCCGUUCCCAAGGCCAUUAAGCACGCCGGCAUCUCCGAGAGCGACGUUGACUACUACGAGAUCAACGAGGCUUUCUCCGUCGUCGCCCUCGCCAACAUGAAGAUCCUCGGCCUCGAUGCCGAAAAGGUCAACAUCUUUGGCGGCUCCAAGAAGGCCAAGAUUGGUGUCGCCGGUAUCUGCAACGGCGGCGGCGGCGCUUCUGCGCUCGUCAUUGAGAACUUGCAAUGA